This is a messenger RNA of Cricetulus griseus (Chinese hamster), 14577 nucleotides long. Lineage: Eukaryota; Metazoa; Chordata; Mammalia; Rodentia; Cricetidae. The record is from RefSeq and is a predicted model, not a curated record.
AACCCAAGGAGGGCCAGAAGUUGGCUAGAAGUUGUGAAUACCAAGGAACAGGAAGUUAAGGUGUUCCAGGAACUUCAGCUUCCUCAUGCGUGAAGAACGAAGAGUAUCCGACAACUAGAGUAUUGGAAGAGGCUGGAAAAGAAGGCAGACACAAGGCUUCGCUCCCUGAGUUGCUUGGGACCCCUCUUCAGGGUUGUCUCCAGCAGGAAGGCUGGUGGGAACUCAAGGACAGAAGCAGAGGUAACGAGUCAGCUGGUUCUGCAUUUGUCAUCGUUCGCUGUUCCUUCUUUGGAGGGGAGUUAUUUUCCCUGAGCUGAUGAUUGGACAUCUCUGAACAUGUGGAAUGACCAGAGCACACUGUACCACACAAGAAAAUAUUUGGCUCCAGGUUCCAGUAGUACAGGGUGGACACCCUGGGCCUAUGGGGCCUCCUUCUAUCCCCGCAUCAUUCCGGCCAGAAGAUGAGCUCGAGCACCUGACCAAGAAGAUGCUGUAUGACAUGGAAAAUCCCCCUGCUGAUGACUACUUUGGCCGCUGUGCUCGCUGUGGGGAAAACGUAGUUGGGGAAGGAACAGGAUGCACCGCCAUGGAUCAGGUCUUCCAUGUGAAUUGCUUCACCUGCAUCGUCUGUAACAACAAACUCCGAGGACAACCUUUCUAUGCCGUGGAGAAGAAGGCGUACUGUGAGCCCUGCUACAUUAAUACUCUGGAGCAGUGCAAUGUGUGUUCCAAGCCCAUCAUGGAGCGGAUCCUCCGUGCCACCGGCAAGGCCUACCAUCCUCACUGCUUCACCUGCGUGAUGUGCCGCCGCAGUCUGGAUGGCAUCCCCUUCACCGUGGAUGCUUGUGGCCUCAUCCAUUGCAUCGAGGACUUCCACAAGAAAUUUGCCCCGCGCUGUUCUGUGUGCAAGGAGCCUAUCAUGCCUGCCCCAGGCCAGGAGGAGACCGUCCGCAUCGUGGCUCUGGAUCGUGAUUUCCAUGUGCACUGCUACCGCUGUGAGGAUUGUGGUGGUCUUCUGUCUGAAGGAGACAACCAAGGCUGCUACCCCUUGGAUGGACACAUCCUCUGCAAGACCUGCAACUCAGCCCGCAUCAGGGUGUUGACCGCCAAGGCAAGCACUGACCUGUAGAGUCAGUUACCUGCCUGUCAGCUGAGUGUGUUACUGAGAAGAAUGAAACACAAGAAAAAGAUAAGAGAAGAAAUAGAAAAAUAGAGGCAAAGCUCUCAGUCUCUGAGAUGGUCUCUGUUCUUCAUCUGCUGUUAACCUUUUCUUUAGAAGCACAUACAUGACAAGAUUGGUUUAAGUUCCUACCAAAUACACAUUUCACAUUUAAUCAUGUAGGGCCUUGAUGAGCCUUUGUUGCAAAGACUUCCACAUUUUUGCACAGAUUAUGCUCCAUCCCAUUCACUUCUGCAUUCCUGUAACUUUUAAUCCCUGUGUUUGUCUCACUUUUCAUCUGGUUGAAUAGAUUUUUAGUGUGGUAUUUGCUGUCACAUGAUUUUUCCUGGGUGAAUGUGCCAGCCUGCAGGUGCUGUUAGCUUGACAUCUCAUCCUGUCACUUUCGCUCUGGCUGUGCCUACAGAAGUUAGUCGUUCUGUUACCAGGUAUUAAACUACACCACUCAUGUCUCCUGGUAAAAAUAAAAGUGAGAAGGGGUAUGUGCACAUUUUUUUUUCUGUAGGCUAUAAAGGAUUAUUUGAAAAAAAAUACAUAAAUUAGCAGGAGCCCAAAUUUAGCUUGCAAUUAUCCAAAUUCAAAAUCUGUAGUGCCCAGUGGUCAAGGCUCAUUUGAAAAUGUUUUUUGGCCAAUAGCUAAAAUGUGGUGAAAGAACCAAGUUUUACUACUGAGCUAAAGAAACCAAGAGGGAAAUGCUAACCAAAGGGUUGCUAUGUGUAUUUGAAAAGCCCAUUAUGUUUCAACAAUUCUACCUUGAGAUUUUCCUCUCCACACUAUUUGGACAUAAGACAGACAGACUUGCUUUUGGCACAUUUCCAAUUCUGUCUGACAUCUUAGAAAUACCAUGAAUUUUCCCCUAAUACACAAGCAUGGUUACCACAAUUAACAUUUAUCUACAGAAAGAUAUGUAUUAAAAGGAAUCAAAUUCUUGUCUUUCUUUUUAUAAUGACCCAAAUCUAUUUUUUUCCUGAAAAUUGCAAAUUGGGACACACAAAAUGAAGUUAUGUAACCGUGUCUCGUCUUCUUUAAAAAAGAAAGAAAAGCUGCAAAAGAUUGUGAAACCACAGUUUGAUUGUUCUUAUAAUCCUUUUCCAACUCAAGUACAUAUUGCAGGAGACAUUUUCCUAUCUUCAAUGUGACAUUUACACCACACUUUCAAAGACAAUCACUGAAAACAAAAUUGUCUUUCUGAGCUAAAAAUAUGCAGAAUGGCUGCCUAGAAUCUUUAUGCGAACUCUUAUUAGCCAGUGAAAUGCUUGCUUGCCAACUGGAGCCGGUUUGCUUCCUUGAGAGGAGACACCUCGCUUAGCAAUUGCAGCUGGCCAUUAUGUGAACUCAGUGUUCAGUAUGUCGGGAUGAGAUUUCCCAAACCUUUCUUUAAAUCUUCUACAAAUAUAUACUUUUAAAUUAUAGAAUACUUUAAAUAUACAGAAGGGUAUAAAUAAUAAUAUAAUGAAUCCCUCUGUAGCUAACACCCUGUCCUAGAAAUAUAGUCACCUUAAAUCCCACACAUACCUUUUGAUUUCUCUUAUGUGGGACUGGGAGUUGAACUAGGGCCUCGUGCUUGGCAAGCACGCUGCCAUUCCUGCAUCCCCAGCCUGACUAUGUCUUUUUUUGUUGUUGUUUUUUUUAAUCUUCAUGACAUGAUGAUCUUCUAGUCUGACAGUUUUAAUUUUAACAUUUAGAACAAAUUUUUUAAAAAUUACUUGUGUAUGUUUAAAAUUUCAUCCUAUGCCUCAGGAAUUCCAUAAAGUUUAUUUUACUUGAAUAGAAGUCAUCAUAAAAGUGAUUAAAAGAAACUCUUAAAGCCUUUGUCACUCAGCUCGCCUGAGUGUAUCUGUGGCUUAUUUACUUUCCUUGCUAAGCAAUUUGCAUGUUAGACUCCCCAAAGCUAUGGAUUUCAGGGGCUUCCUCUACUGCCUGUUCUUACCUGCUUCCCUCCUCUUGAGACUCAUGGAGGGCAGCUUGUAGAUUUCAGGAUAUGGUGGUAGCUGUAUCCCUGAAUUCCUGUUUUCCAAAUCAAAGACUCGGCUGUGCCAGUGACCUCGGAGAACACUGGCUUGUCACACAGUCAAGGUAGCAAUACAGUCUGCUUGAAGUGCCUAAAAUGCUCACUGGGAAAUAUUUCAGGAAAUUGUCUUUAUGCCAAAAAUAGAGUCCAGUUUAAUGAGGGCAGGAAUUAUGUCUAGAAAUGCAGUAAUAUUGCUAUAAAUUCAGGCAACAGAGGAAGAAUGUAUGUAAUAUUUAUAAUAUAGAGCAAUAACAUCCUUCUUGUUUGUUACAUUUAACUACUUAUGUAACCAGAUGUUUACAUGCAAGAGUUAUAGGAAAAUGCUACCGCAGUUUCUUCCCUGAGGUUUUACGGGCAGAGCUCUGCCUGCUGACAACCUUCCCAGUGCUUUCUCAUCAAGUAACCUCAGAGUAUCUUUACCAAAGAUUUUUAAAGUGAAUUUCUUUUUAAUAUAGACUUAUACUUUUAUAAUAACGAAUGUGCACAUAUACAUAUACAGAAAUAUUUAGAAUUAGAUGUUUUUCUUUCACAAGGUCUAAUAAGUAUAAAGGAUCCUACCACUUUAUUCAUCAAUUUCUUUAAUAUGUGAUUUGCAUUGCUUUCUUGUUUUCUCCUACUACACAUUUGAUUUAAACAAUACCACGCCACUCUAUUCUUUACUCUUUUAGCUGUAUAAGGUUUUGCCUACUGUAGAGAUAUAAAGAUCAUAUUAAUGAUUAUACACAUUGUCUUUUGAUAUAUUGUCUUACUAUCAUUUAAAUACAUAAAUAGAAAAAAAACUAUAAGUCUGUAACAGAAAACUUGUAAAAUUCUAUCUGAAUUGUUUAAAUAUCAAGAGCACAAACAUUUAGUUAUUCUGUGUAAAGUGAAAUACAUAGGAAUGGGAAAAAAAACCCACUGUCAUGGGCUCUGCAGAGAACAUUUCAAAAUAAGAUUUCCUCUCUAUUUCUAUAGUGGUGGGGAUGGAUCGCCGAGCUUUGCAUAAAAUAGACAAGUGCUCUACCAUAGCUAAACCUCCCAUCCAGAAAAAGAUUUUGUAGCUGUUUAGUUUCCCAUCUCAGACUGGCUCAGUCUGGAGAUGGGCAAACCAAAUUGCCUUCAAAACUCAAAAAUAUGUCCUAGGUCAAGGCCUCCACAUUAAUGAAAUAUUGUCAUCUCUGCAGCUCAAAGAUGUGGGUUUUUUUCUGUCACUAGCAUCUUGGUGUCCCUAUUACAAUGACUUCUCUGAUGAAAAUGAUGACCUGGGUUAUAUGCUCAUUAAUGAAAUGAACUUAAAAACACUAAUUGUUUUCUAUGAAAAGUCUGCAAAUGUGUCUAUGGUGAGCUUGUAAGAGACAUGGACCUAUAUGACGAUGAACAGCUCUUUUGUAUUUGGCUCUGGGGAAAGGAGAACACGCUCUUUGUGCAGCUGCAGCAGAGCACUGAUAGACCACAGACAGGACUCUGCAAACACAACUGCCAGCCAUCUUCCUACUUACUACAAAUCCUAUUAAUGUGAACCAGUCAGGAAUAACAGUGUUAUUUCUAUUUGAUAUGGUUUGGGCUUCUCCUGUCAGCUCUGUGUCGGUUGCCCCCUGAUCCUUCCAUUAUCAAGUUUUGAAGGGUGUUGGGAAAAUUAUGGCAGCUGCUAGGGAGAUCAGGGAAACACUGAUGCCACCUCCCAGCCUUUCACCAUCCCUCUUGGCUUGGAAAGGCAUUUUUUUUAUAUACAUCUCUAGAAAUAUUGCCAUUCUACCUUAGUGUUUCACAUUUGUAGUUUAAACAAGUGAUUGUCCAUCUGUUGCCUAAAGCUACAGUACAUGUGUGUUAUGAAUGAAAUAUGACAGCAUGUUCCAUACCCCUGCUUCAGCCAUCUGUAGACAACCAGCAACCGAAAAAGAUACCUCUGCAAAAUGUGCCUUGAGUCCAUGUCCUGGGAUGGCUCUUCUGGUGCACUUUCAUCAGAGACAAUCAAAAGCAAUCUAUAAUUGUGCCUUAUUUUUAAAUAAUCUGUUUACACUACUAUGACUAUUGUUCAGUAAUAGAAAUACUAAACCCCAGAUCUGAGAGAGAGAGAGAGAGAGAGAGAGAGAGAGAGAGAGAGAGAAUGCUGCAGCACUCUUAAUGUAUUAUUUCUUCAGUUUGGAAGGACCUCAUAGUUGUCUAUGAGAGCAUGCACAUAGCUGAGAUCACAUGUUAGGUGUUAUAAGGACUCAUGAUUUAAUCUUCCUCUUGCUUUACUCAGAUAAUAAAGACAGCCACUUGAGCCAGUAACACCCAUUCAGCACACACAUUUUUAAAUUGUAUUAUUUGUUUGAAUUAAUAAGGGCCAGUCUUGAUUAUUGAGCAAGUUAUGAUUGUGCUACAGCCACGAAUAGUAUUUCAGGACAAGUUAUUUAACUGACUGAUAAUUGGGAUAAAACUGCUUGUGGUGCUGUAUGUGUGGUUAGCAUAGCUUUGUUUCAGACCUUUUACAAUUAACCUGGUCAAAGUAACUGUGAUUUAAUGCAAGUGUUUAGCCCCUUGCUUUCUCCUCUCCUUGCCUUUUCCACCUCCUUCCCUCUAUUUAUUCCUUCUUUCCAUUGUACCUAAUAACGCUGUCCUAGUUGGCCCAUCUCAUAAGUCCAGUUAGGAUACAAUAACAUUAUGAUCACAUUAAAGGAGAGAGACUAUCAGAAUAUAUACUUAACAUCCAGAAAAAUCUGGUUUUAUGGGGGCAUAUUCUUUAGGUUGUGUUUAUUCCUAGAGGGAGAUGUAGUCUUGAGCUGUAUUUUAAUGAGUCCUUGUUGGGGACUUUGGUAGUAAAGUCCUUCCUUUAAAAGGGAUCUAGUUUUCUCACCUAUGCAUAUGAAAAGUGAUCUUUUCAAAGUUAGACUGGGAUUUGUUUUUAACUCAAAAAUGUUUUGACCACAAAAUACUAAUAUUUUAGUGAUAGGACAUCAUUUUGUCCCAUUGAAAUUAACUUGAUAAUUUUCCUUGUGGCAAGGGAACACUAUUAAAUUUUCCAACUUUAAAUGUUGCAGCACUUAGCCCAUGGUCCAUAUUAAAUGAUAAUAAUUGACUCGGUAUUUGCAAGGGGUAGUUUAAUGCUAGGAAUUUUCUUAGAAUAUAGAUUACUUUGCAGGCAUAUUUUCCCCUAGCACAGAGGAGAAAGAUACUAAUUUGCUUUUCUGUUUUAAUUUUUCCUUCCUUAUGCAAAGAUUUUAGACAGUAUUUUAGCUAGCCAACAUGCAUAUGACUAAUUGUGGAGAGCUAUGUCCAUUUUUGUUCAUCUGAUUGGAAAAAAAAUGCUCAAAUCUUUGCUGUUUGCUUUUGAUUGGUAUUUGUUUUAUAGUGCUGUCUGAGCAAGAUGAUAAGUAUCUCUGCUUCUAGCAUUUAUUAAAAAUUAGCAUACUCAAAUCCUUUUGUAAUAUUUAGAAUGAAUGGCUAAGUUAAGUUUCCAAGAUGCCCAUCUACUUAGAGGCAAAAUAAAACUUCACUUAUCUAACUCUGACAGUCAUCUACCGGGCUCUAAUAGCAUAGUGUUUAAAUAGCCCCGGUUACACUUAUCUCUGAACUAACCUUUGAACAUAACUUCUAAACUCAGUUCUCAAUCUGAGAAGCCAAAUGUUCUGCAAAGAAUGCAGAUGUCACCAUGUCACCUCAUGCUCUACCCCAGUGCUGAGUGUCUUGUUGAACAUGAACAUUGUCGGGUGCUGGGCCUGGGUGAACAGUAUUAACGGCUCUUAUAAAGAUCUGCGUUCUCUUGUUUUUGUGACUUGUGGACAUAACGUUUAUUACUGGAGAUGGCCAGGGUGGAAUAUUAUUCAAAGCAACCCAACCUAGCUGGAAAAUUACAUAAAACCAUUCUAGAUUUUAGACUCUCCACCUCUGUGAAGAGUCCUUCAUCUUCUCAUUUUUGACAUUGGCAAUGCCUCUUACUCUCUUGUCUCCAGUGUCAACGUUACCCCCCAAAUAUUUCCUAAUUCUAUUUCCUUCUGCUCUGUGACUCAGCAAUUGCUGUCCAUCCGGAUGGGUGAAAGCACUUUUUCUUGGGGUUUAAAGGAACAGGAUUGGGAAUCCUUCAAAGGUAACUGAUGAGAUGCCUUGAAAAGACUUCCUUCAUAAUGGGGGAGCCACAUGUGCAAAACAGUCCUCUUAUUUUCUGUGCUGUUUUGUUGGUGUGUCUAACUUGUUUCACUGCUGUUUUUGACACUGAUAGAAUCACAGACAUUGAGAUGACAGAAAAUGAGCUAAGGCAUAUUCCAUCCACAAGAGUCCUGCUGUCUGACCUCAUAAAGUCGCUCGUGUCCUUUCCCUUUAUGCUUAUCUUCUCAAAGAUCUUGGCUGUAUUCCCAUGAUGGAUAGAGAAAAUGGUUCUUGAUACUUGGUAAGUUCUACAUCAAUACUAGUCUUUGGUUUUGAAACUCUUCCAUUCAUUUCUAGUAUUUGUGUCUUAAGCAAGCAACUUCCCCCAUGAUCAAUUUAUCCUCUCCUUAAGAGUUCAUGAUGUAUCUUGUUUUGUCCUCUCAAUAUCCUUAUUCCUUAACUGAUCUUGUUUUACUGAUCAUUAUUGAAUCACUCUGAGAGAUUCAGGAUGACUGCAAUAAGAUCAAAUAGUCAGUCUAAACACUUCUUCCUAGAAAGGAGUAUGGCAUGGCAAAGAUUAGUUCCUCACAGUGGCCUCUAUGGGAGUCAGGGAGGAUGUGAGGACACUGCAGCCUGACUUACUGACUUCACUGGGAAAUGGGAGGAAGAGUCCUUGAGACCCAACCGGACAGCGUAGGCUUCUCCCUGCAAAGAUGCAUUAGCCAUGAUGCAUGGAUUCUGGAGUCUUAGUAAGAGCAGAAUCUUUCAUAUAUUCAGGCUCAGUGAGAGAGGAAAGGCACCAAAGAAAACUGAACCGUAGAUCCCUUCCUGUCAGCAUUAUAGUUGGAAGAGGGGAGGGAUGAUUGGCCAGACACAACCAACCCAUACGUUUGGAUAAGAAACAGCUCCUGUGGUCUUUGUUGCAACAAGUGCAUUCUUCCUGAGCUACUCUACAUCCUCUAUGCUUGCAGCAAAUGUGCCUAUCUUUUGAACCCUCAAAAAGGAACAAGUAGGCCUUGUCUACUUUUUUAUUCUUCUAGGAACACAAUUAGGGCUCCGAGCCAUCUGUCAUGCUGGGUGUUCCAGUUCCCUCACGGACUCCCUGCUGCACAGUGAAGUUUGCUGAAAUAGUGCCCGUACCCAGGAACUCAUCACCCGGCGAGGAAGUCCCUCUCUUUCAGCUGUCCUUGUCAUUAAAACAGAGCCUGUCUUUGGGCUGAUAGUCUCCUGGGUCCAUAAAACAAACCUACAAAACAUAAGAAAAUACUGGCUCCCCCCUUGUUUUUACUCCUAUUGUAUUUGUUUUGUUUUUCCGUGAUGUAUUACUUUUUAAAACUCCCAUUUUUAGGAGUAGGAGUAGAAAUGCUUUAAACCUUUAUAAGAACAGUCAGAAUGCUCUCCCACAACCACAUGUUCGACUGUGUGGAUUCUGCUGCUAAUGUGUUCUAUUCAGGAAACAAACCGGUUCUGACCAUGGUUGAUAGCUUUGUGCCCUCCCUCAGCAACUGUCCCAUGAACAGUUUGCUCCAUGUAUCUGGUCCACUGAUAAUGACCUUAAAAAUGUUGGCUAACAUCACUGUGUGAUCUCUAGCUUUCUUGCACAAGGAAAAAGUCAAAAGGAAAGUGCUGGUGAAAAUCUAUCGCUUCUGAUCAGUUCUUCAGCACACGAGCUUAACCAUCCUUAAGGAAAGGGAUUGUGUGCUGCUGUGUUUUAUGUAAACAUGUAAAAAUUCUCUCCCUGUUGCCCUGGGUUACAAUUUCAUCAGCUAUCAUUAGUCUUCGGAAGGACAGCAUUGUGUCUCUGCUACUCAGCUUUUAAACUUGAGAGCCUAUAGCAAGAGCCUGCUAUCCACCCCUGGGUGGAUUUCUGAGCUGUAAAAUAAUAAAAGUCCUGAGAGAGCUAACAAACUGCUUUCACACAUAGAACAGCCCUGGAAGAUAGUUAUUAAUAGCUCUGUCCUAGAAGAGAAAGCUGAGGUUCAGAAUCACUAAGUGACUUGCCAAAAGCAAUAUAGCUGGUAAGUGUGAGAUCUGGACAUUUACCCAGCCCUUGUCACACACUUCUCACAGGUUACCCAUGGAUAUUCACAGGGGCCACUUGGUUAUCUGUGGCCAGUGUACAUGUGUAUUACAGUGUUUCGGACCAUCGGGAAAUUGCACAUAUCUAUGUCAUCUUGUGCGUAGCCACGGGUCUUUGUGAUCAGCACUGUGAGGAAGCCUGUGACACAAAAGUCACUGAGAGAAGACAGCUGUGCAGAAGCACAUUGAUGCAAAGUUCCCCAGAAAGUGUUGGUUUACGUGAACAGUAAAGCUCUCUGGACCUGCCAGCUUUUAGAUAGCAACUGAAACUAUAUCAUUUAGAAUACAGUAGUGUGCUCAGGUGCCCAGAGGUUUAGGAAAGCCAGCCCGCCCUCUUUUCCUCCCUCCUUCCUUCCCACCCUCCUUUCUUCCUCCCUCCCUUGGGCUAUGACUUACACCCCACAGAGGCAAAAGCUGCUAUAGGUUAAAUCAAAAAGCAAACAAAAAAACAUAUUAGUCUCUCUGUCCGUUCACAUUUAUGGAGAGCCUACCAAAAUGCUGACCCAACAGGAAUUUCAGAUCCAAUAAACCCAUGGCCAAAAGGCCUUGAGAUGCCUAAAGAAGAGCUACUGAAUGGGUGGCCUUUCUGAAAUUUAGCAUUGACUGAUACAAAAGUGCUUCUUAGACUGUUACUUUUGUGGUUAAUGUACCCUCAUCACAAGGAGCUUAGCACUAUGUUCUUAACAACAACAAAAAUCCUACUUGGAGGACCCUAGGUACAUUUUGUAAGUCAUUCCGAAACACAGGUCAACAAAUGAGAACCCUGCUUUUGGCUGACUCCCUGAGAAGCUGUGUAUCCCGGCUUUUCUCUCUUUUCUACCUUCUGGUUGUCAACUACAAGUUGAAAAUCCAUCGAUUAAUGAAAAUAUCCUUUAUCCUCAUGACGUGACAUCUGUACUAAAUCUGGAAACCCUUUCAGAUGUCCUAAUUUGUAAGGCAGGCAUGUCUCUCCCCAGAGUUGCUGCUCCAUCAGGCCAUACCUUUUUCCUGAGAUUAGGAAGAGGCAAGUUAAACGACAAAUGGCCUCCCAGUCUUUCCAGUCUUUAGCAUCAUUGCCCCAGCGCUCACAGCCACAGGCCAGAAAGGUGCUUAUCUAUCUGAGAGGAGUGAUGUGUAUCAUGGCUGGUAGAAUGGGAAGCAUUUCCUCUGGCACAGAUGGGGUAGCCCACCCAAGCUAUAUACUAAUGAAGCCUUUUGAGCUCUUCUCAGAAUUAUGAGAUGAGUUACCUGAGGAGAGGCUUGCCUCUGUAGAGCUGUCCCAUCUCAUUAGACAAAAGGACAAUAAAGAGGUAAAUGUGUAAGGGUACUCCCUCCUGAAAAUAUUUUUCAGAUAUCUUCAGGAAUCAGCCACAAAUCCUGACUUACCUUCAUAUAAUGUAAAGAAAGGGAAAGGGGUGUGUGAAAAUUUCCCUUCUUCCACCCUAUACAAUAUAGUUCCAAAGAUUUAGAGAAAGCACAAUUGUGUUGUCUUUGAAACACAAACACACACACACACACACACACAGAGAGAGAGAGAGAGAGAGAGAGAGAGAGAGGAGAGAUCGAGAGAUGCAUACAUGCACAGACACACGGGUCUUCACCAAGAAAGCUGAUUCUCCAAAAAAGAAAUCUUAUUUUAAAACAUUUUACCUCUUCAGGCCAGGAAAUUAAUAAUCCCUAGACCUGACCCAUUUUCAUAGCUGCCAAAAAGGAAAAGAGAAAGCUACUUAAAUUUUGUGUGGAUCUUUUUAUCUCUUAGAAUAUGUCAAAGCAAUUUGAUGCAGGAGUAGAAAGUGAGGUGUUUAUCUCCCGUGCUCGAGUCUCUCUGUUUCUAUCAGGAAAGGGGUAAAGAAAAUGGUACCAGCAUUCUCGGGGCAUUGCAUUGCCAUUUCUACAGCAUCUGCUUUGCUUCAUAGUGAGGUGUAGGAGUUAAUAAUCGCUUUCAUAAAUCCACACCCUCCAUCCUGAAGCCUGCAUAUCUUUGCUUACCAAACUAUUCAGCUCCAUUUCUCACUCAGAAGAUAUAAAAUCGGCAGAACUGGUUUCUAUAUCUACAUCUUCUCUCAAUCUUUUUGCUUUCUUUCUUUUUUUUUUAAGGGAGCCUUGUGAGGCCAGGGGAUGGGGGGGGACAACCCAGUUCUCCUCAUCACUCUUUGCUCUUGGAUAGCCAUGAAGCUUAGCAAUUAGAGGACUAGAACUUGGCCAGGUUAUGAGGUUUCUGCCUAAUGUGUUCCAUUCCUUCAAACACAGACUAGGACCAAAGUGGUUUUCGUCGUUUAAAUAUCCACAAUGGGAAUGAUCUCAUUUUGCCUAGCACAUAGUAAGAAGAGAGCUGAUACUUGGGUGAUAUGUGCAUUAUAGUAAUCUUUUGUGUUCUUGUUGGUUUUUAGAAGUGUCAAAUACAUCACCAAAAAGACCCCAUUCACUCGGUGGCACACUGAGUUAGCCUGGACCCCCUCUUCUACCUCAAGUGAAAAGUCUGAACUGAGACGUGUCCCAGAUGAGAUGUAGACUCCAGAAACUGGUCUGAUCGUAAAUGUUUAGCAGUGAAGUAGUAGCAAAAUCAUUUUUCAAUGACUCGCCUUCACUGCCCAUUUGUCACUUGGGACACUUGAUGAGCAAAGAAAGUAUCCAGGACCUCUUUGCCCAUUAAUGAAAGGUAGAUAGUUCCCCUCCACAGAACUGAAUUGUGUCUUCACUCUUUCUCAGGAAAUAUGUCAAGGAGGAAAAUAGAUUUAAAAAAUGACACAUGACUGUCUGGUGGUUCUUGAGCACGAUUAAGAUUGCUGUGUGGAAUUGCGUGCCAUCCACAAAACCUUAAACUUAGAACCAAGUUUGUACAGCUGCAUGGAGCUCUGAGUUAACCUGAUUUGGUUUUGUUUAGUCUGAAUCUAUACCUUGAUCAUCACUUAAGGAUUGGGGGCUUUUCUUUCUCUACUGCUAAGUAUGGGAAUGGGAGGGGGCAACUAAUAGAUGAACUUUCUAAGUAGUAAGCCUGUGCCACAAAGUAGAUGGUAUUCAAAGGCACAGCCUAGGAAUAGCAAUUUUGCCCAAACUGUGCACAGGCUCUUAUUUCACGGCUUUGUCACAGGCUUUUCUCCUUCUGUGCCAUCACCUUUGAGAAAAAUGAUUACACCUUCUCCAAGUCUGCCUUUUUAACAGUUACAGUUGAGUUGGCAAGACUCUCCCAGCUCUGAAUAGAGCCGCUUGCCGACUCCGGCCUCUGAGAGACUGAUUCCAAUGUGCUCUUCUGUUCAGCACACACAUCAGCAAAGUGAGAAAGACGGGGGGCUAAAUAUAGGCUCUAUUAACUUUACUUUUAGAUGCACUGCCUUCCAAAAUGCCUAUUCUGAGAAACAGAAACGUUAUCCCUACAUAUGUAUGUACACACGGUACCCAGAGUCGUACUGUUCAGCCUUCAAAAACACCAUCAGAAGGAGUAGGUGCUGAGAUAGUGAAGCAUCGCCAAAUGGAAGCAAGUGGCUCGUUUACAAUCUCCCCUACCAUGGCUACCAUGAAAUGGGGCUGUAAGAGUGUCCCUGGAACCUCCUGCUGAUACUGCCACUUUGUAUUUCUAUGCCAGGAAUCAUGGCAAAGUGCUGAGGAACCUGUACUCCAUGGAAGUAAUAUGCUCAUGAACAUUCAGUCAAGGAAAAAAAAGGCAAUUAAUAUGUGUCAUGGGUGUGUUUAUAAACUAAGUACUGCUAAGUUUAGCAUGUCAGCAGGUUUCUUUUAUGUCUUAGGCUAACUUAGAGAAAACUAAAGAAAAGUCUUGGCUAUAGGGAAUGUAGACUCGGGGGGCCAAGUGUCCCUGCCAGAUCCUUGAAGCAUUUUUACUCCAGCUCCUAAGAAUACUAGCGCAUGCUAUUUGAGUGCUUUUGUUCCUGGAGCUCUGUCAGUGACAGGGAAACUCUAGAUGUUUGUGAUGAGGCAACAACAUAGCCAGGAAGGCUGAGUUUUCACCCAGUGUGGCAAUCGGAGAUGAGCCAGGUAAAUAUGCUGAGGUACAUACAGAUACUGUAUGAUUGGAGAAGGGUUGAAGGGAGGACAUGUUUCCAAAAAAGAUUGUUCUCAAUGUGUCGUCUGACUCAACCAGCUGGCAGAUUACACUUGCCAAGUCGUUUCCUUUCCUUCUAAGUCACUUGGCUCCACUUUCCUUUAAAUAUGCCUAUGAGCAAAGUAAGAUGUGUCCACUUAGCCUUUCUGAAAGGACGCAUAGUGAUGUCCUCUUGGUCACAAAGCUACUAUGAAAUGUCUCCUCUCCCACUCAGUUCUGCCAAAUGAAAGUAAAGGUGACAAACUGUGGAAGACACAUUUGAUGGCAUUGCAGUCAUCCGCCACUCUGCUUUCCAUAUAGGAGCCCAGCAACUCAGACCUGAGCUGAGGGAACAACAAGGCACUGAUGAGAGCUCCAGGACUAUAGCCACGCUUCUUUAAUAGCAUCAUGAUUGGAGCCAGGUUGAAUUUUUUAAAAAAGAGAGUUGGGCAGUACUUCUCCCCCAAAACAUUUCUCCUGUCGGCAAUCUUUUUAUCACUAUCAAUUUCAACACUAAUCAUUUUCUAAUUUUGACAUGAUCAAAUUUCAGUACUAAAAAAAAAAAAGAAUUCCAAAAUCUCUAUGUGAUGCCAUCAGGUCUUUGGAAGACAUGGCUUCUCUUCCUUGAGAACAAACAAAGGAAUUGCAACAGACACAAUAUAGCCUUGCUCUGAGUUUCAGUCCGGUGACUUGUGACCAUGAGAGAUAGCUUGAUAUGAAAACUAAGUCAUGUUUAAUGGGACGGGUCAAGGACAGGGGUGGAGAACUGCCAAGCUUUCUCUGUGCUUGGUGUAUCUGCUGGGAGCAGGCACUUCCUCCUAGCUAAUCACAACCACAGCCCACCAGUAGCACUGCAAGUCUCCGUACCAUUUUCAACUUAGGGAAAGUUACACAAAAGCAUAGAGAACAGGACUUUUCAUUUGUGUGAUACUGAUCGAGCCAUGGUAUUUCCAAGGUGUAAGCACAGUGCAUGGAUUCACUGCCUUAUAAACCAUCCCUGAUGUUUGCACAGCAGCUCACACUGUUCCUUAUGAAAAUCAGAACUUGUGUUAUAAGACCGUGAUUCGGAUGAUUUCUUUUGUAUUUACACAUUAUCCAAUUAUAUUAAAACAUGUUCUUAUUUACAUUCUAUCAGUUUUGAUUAUGUUUUCCCAGUGCUCUAUGAGAAUAAAUAUGAAAAUCACAUUGUUUUUUCUGUAAAAGAACUACUUUAUAUUUAGAUAUCCAAUAAACUUCUCAUUCCACUUA